AAAGUGCAUUUUGGCCUAUUUUGAGUUGUGUUAGCCGACGGAUUGUAAUUAUAAGAGCGUUCAUGGUUAAUGCAUCAAAAUAAAUAAUAUGUAAAGAUAUCAACUAACGUCACUACAAAAGAACCAGAAAACCUUACAAAACAGAAAAAGUUAUGAAACAUUUCUACACCAAAUGGAUGUAACCAUACUUAGCUAUAUGAUUCCUCUACCAUUACUGUGUUUUUAAACAUCACAGAAGGUGACACUUUUACAGUUGAAGAGAAAGAGGAAUGAUUAGGGAUAAAUGGCUAACGAGUAGUCUGUUGGAGGAGAUAUGAAAAUUCAGAAAUUAUAAUAGUUUUCUAUUGAACGAACAGAUAUCGGUGAAUCUACGACAAUGGAUUUGCUUUUCUUUUGAAAUUCGUAUACAAUAAGGCAACAGUAGUUUACCGAUGUUCAAAUCUCGUUCAAGGAAUCAAGGUAACAACAAAAUGACUGUUUCCAGUUUAACUUUUUGGUUGCAGUUUGUGUUUUCUUUGCACAUUUUACAUUCGUCUUGAACUUUAGUGUGUGUUACAUUUGAACCAUGUCUGAAAACUAGACAUCCACUUCGAAUAUGUUGAGUACAUUAUUGAAAAUGACUAGACAAGUUUGAAGCUAACAUAGGAUGUUCUAUUAUUCUAUUACUGUGGAUUGUGUCCUUGUAACAAAUUGAUUGAUAACCAACUGAAAGAAAUCAACUUUAAACAAUACCUACACAGAAUAAUAAAAAUACGAAGCAACAUAAUUAUCGUUGUAUAUCUAUUUAUGAAUAAUUUUGUUGACGAAUAUUUCCAGAUCCGGGAAAUUGUAAACUUCACUUAAUUAGAAAUAAAUAGCUAACAUGAAUACGGUUUUCUGUGCAAUCCUUCCAUCAAGUUGGACUUCUUGCUUAUGACAUUUUAAAUACGACACAUUGGUAUUUGACCUUGAGCAAUUCUAAAUAACUGUCAAAACACUAUUUAACUAUGUAUGAACACAAACAAUGUUCACAUCUACUUCAUGGUUUAUAAAUAAUAAGUUUUUGAAAGAAACGUUUGCACAUAAUCAAAUGUAAAAUCUAUUACAUCAUAAAACCAGGUUACAUGUAGCUAUAGAAUUCUACUGAAUAAAAUCAAUACAUUUAAGUCAAUUCGGAUUAAAACACACAUUUUAAUAAAUGACGGAAAUGUAAUCUAAAAGUUACCCGUUUAGAAACGUAUGAUUAUAAAACUGUUAAAAUUAAAAUUUUAUCAAAGCUACCCACAUAUGAUACCGAUAUCACUAUACUUUUUUAUGUGUUUGUCUUCGUGUUUGUAUUUUGUUUGUUUGUUUGAAUAUAGUUGUCUAAUUACCAAACACGUUACAUUGCUUCUAUGGUGCACAAUUAAUUGAGAGGUAUUUGGAUAAUGAAUGUUUUUGUCGGCUUUAUGAUUUCAAUAAUAUUUAUUCCAACUUAAAAAAAUAAUAAUUAUUUAUUAAAUGUACAUAUUAAUUAAAUUUCAUUAACCUUUUCUUAAAUUUAGUAGAUGUUAAAAGAAGUACAAUGUGUUUAUCAAUUCUAGACACCACAUUUUAAAAGCAAUUAAGGGUGGAUUUUCUGUUAUAUAAUUUAGGUUUAAGAUAAACAGACGUGUAAAAUACCCAUGACAAAGCUUUUCUUUUUAAAUAUUCACCAUACGAGCCUUAUUCACAUACAAUACAAGUCGUCUGUCAUUAAAUAUAUACACUUCAAUAAAAAAAACUAUUUCAUUUAUACAAACAUAGUGUACAGAGUACUGACUAAUUUUGAUACUGCUGUAACCAAAUAAGCUUACAGAUAAUCGUACGAGGAAUUAUUCACUUACAAAAAGGUGCAAAUUGGAUAUUAACAGGUUUUAUAACAGUGAUACGGUGUUUCAAAUGUUUCAGUUUUCUAAAGAGGAAGUAUAGAGAUUAUGAUCCGUGUAGAGGUGAAGAAUUGUUAUGUAUAAAAAGAAAUGAAUAUCAGUGACGAACAAUGUACAAAAUAUUGCCUUGCAAAGAUACACCCUAGUAAAUGCUAUAUGUUUUGUUAUAAGAAAGCGUUUGAUGACUUAUUUUUAGUUAGAACCCUGUUCUGUUGGUAGAGAAAAAAACAUUUAAUGGCUGUCGGUCUUCAAACAGGUGGACGCAGUACUAUAGAUAUAACUGAGUCAUACACAGAGUGCUCAUUCACAUCAAGUUGUGUAACUGUAACUUAUUUUAAUAAUUCUGACAACAUUACCGAUGUGCUUUUUGAUACAAAUGCAGUACAUUUAAAGGAAAUUACAAAAUGGAUUUGGAGAAUUAUAGCACCAAUAAUAUUUAUUGUCGGAGUUUUUGGAAACCUUGGAAUUAUUUUUGUGUUAUGUCGAAUGAAACAAUGGAAAAAGAUAACUUACAAUUUCCUUUUUAUUCAUUCUAUUUCAGACACUACCGUACUUAUAACUGGAUUAACGAGACGAUGGAUUCUAGCAACGUUCGACCUUGACAUUCGGACCAUUUCCGACUUCGGUUGUAAAUUGGAUGUCUUUAUGAUAUAUUUUUCAAUGCAUAUUUCGUCGUGGAUACUAGUGUCCAUAACUGUUGAUAGGUUUGUAAAAACUCGCUUUCCGUUACAUUAUCGAUCAGCAACAUUUUCAUCUCUGCUUAAAAUAAUUCUUUUAGUGCCAAUAGUAUUGAGCUUCUUUAUCGAUGGCCAUCUUAUUAUUACAAACGGUUUGAUGAAAGUACAGAAUGAAUAUGUUUGCAAUAACACAUCAUCUGAAUCUUACAAUUAUGAAGAAAAAUAUUAUGUUUUCAUUGAUCUUGUAUGGCUGUCUUUACUUCCAUUUAUGUUGAUGUUUAUGAUGAAUAUCUUUAUUGGAGACUCAUUGCGGAGCUCUGGACGGUACCACGAAUCAUUUAUGCAUCAUAAAGACUAUAAAAAGCGCAACAAAAGAAGUAGUAAGAGCCUUACUCGGAUGUUGUUCUUCACUAGUAUAUAUUUUCUAAUAACUACAUUUCCAAUAUCAAUUUUCUUUGUAGUUGAUUCGUUUACAACAUCAAAGAAUAUAUUAAAAUCAGCACAACUUGGGCUUUCAGAAUCAAUUCUGUAUUUAAUUCAGUUUACUAAUUAUGGAAUUAACUUUUACUUUUAUGUCAACGUCAAUGCAACAUUUAAAAAGAAUCUACCAGCGAUUUGCAAUAGAAAUAUAAUACGAAGGCGGACGUCGACACAGCAAAACUCAUCUAUUUCAACCAGGACAACGCAAGCUGAUGUUCCAACAUCGGUUCAAAAUGACAACGUUCAUACUUCCGAAGUUUCGAUUGGAUGGCAGGAGUCAGAUCAACAUGUUCGAAAUAUGCGACAUUCACCACAAAUCUUAGAUAUAUCGUUAUUACCUGUUCCUUCACUACGAGAUAAUAUCAAUUCUUUAUCAGAACAAGACACUUUUCACAUUGCUGGUAAAGAGGAAACAUUUAAACAGGAUGAAUUAUAGAAAUUAGAUAUUACAAAGAUCAUAAUUAAUGUACUAAAUCUUUAAAAUUUUGAUUUACGGAAUGCUAUUGGAAUUUCCCCUGAUUAAAAUUAAAAUACUCUGGUCCUAAUAAAUACGCUUGGGUUAUAAACUAAAGACAUGUAGAGCGAAUUUACACUCACAGGGUCAAAAUAUAAAAGUAGCCUAAUGCUACUGAAAUGAAGAUAUUAAAAAGUUUACAUGUACGUAAAACAUUUUUCAACUAUGUAACAUGUAUAUAUUUCCAUAAAAUAAAAAUAAUAUUUAAUACUUCA
Molecule: messenger RNA, 3772 nt
Organism: Mytilus californianus (California mussel)
Lineage: Eukaryota; Metazoa; Mollusca; Bivalvia; Mytilida; Mytilidae
Product: probable G-protein coupled receptor 139
Exons: 2
Coding region: 2121-3479 (452 amino acids)
Biological process (GO): G protein-coupled receptor signaling pathway
Cellular component (GO): plasma membrane
Molecular function (GO): G protein-coupled receptor activity
Source: RefSeq, a predicted model, not a curated record